Rhincodon typus (whale shark) is the source of this 335-nucleotide messenger RNA. Its product is annotated as C-C motif chemokine 4-like. Gene Ontology annotation, cellular component: extracellular region. The record is from RefSeq and is a predicted model, not a curated record. Gene Ontology annotation, biological process: positive regulation of GTPase activity; cellular response to type II interferon; G protein-coupled receptor signaling pathway. NCBI's taxonomy places the organism in Eukaryota, Metazoa, Chordata, Chondrichthyes, Orectolobiformes, Rhincodontidae. Gene Ontology annotation, molecular function: CCR chemokine receptor binding; chemokine activity. The transcript is spliced from 3 exons. Bases 36 to 335 code for a protein of 99 amino acids.
CAGCGCACCCACAGACACUCUCCAGCUCAGCCACAAUGAAGCUGCUCCUUGUCAUCGUCGCUCUCGGCCUCACCAUCAGCAUCUGUGCCCAGCAACUCUCAGCAGCUCCCACUAUUCCAAUGGGUACUCUGUGCUGUGAGCGUUAUAUCAAAAAAGAAUUGCCAAAAGCACGUAUUGUGAACCACAUAACAGUUCCCAGCUCUCUCUACUGUUCCCGAGCUGCUGUCAUAUUCCAGACUAUAGCUAACCGCCUGGUGUGUGCUAAUCCAGAAGAUCAGUGGGUGCAUAAUCUAGUGACGGAGCUCACAGGGCCGAUGAAAAAAGAUUCAUCCUGA